AUGACUUCCAAGGUGAUCAACGCAGCCAAGCUGCUUAGCAAGAGGUCCCAUCUCAUAGGGCAAUUCCAUGUCUCGGAACUCUUCUUCGAGGUCCCGAAAGACUACAACAAUCAGUCUGCAGGCGUCCUCAAGCUCUUUGGCAGGAGUGUCACCAAACACGAGAGACCGAUCGUUCCCCCAACGGAGUCUGAAAAGAAGCUAGCUGAGCAAAAACCAUGGAUGGUUUUCCUGCAGGGCGGCCCUGGCUUUGGCAACCCAGAACCCCAAGACAGCCCGAUCACCCAUACCGCCUUGGAACGGGGAUAUCAGGUGCUGUUCCUCGAUUACAGAGGCGUCGGUCUCAGCUCCCCUGUCUCGGCCGCCACACUGGCACUUCACGGCGAUGCCCAGAAGCAGGCGGAUCACCUUAAGCUGCUUCGUCAAGACAACAUCGUCAAAGACUGCGAGGCUGUGAGAGCUUAUCUUACCAAGGACUUCCCCGAGGAGAAAAAGAAGUGGUCUCUGUUUGGACAGUCUUUUGGCGGAUUCGUCAUUCUGACAUACCUGUCCAAAUAUCCAGAGGCCUUGCGGGAGUGUUUCCUCACUGGCGGUCUUGCACCGGUCGGCAAGAAACCUGAGCAGGUCUACGAAGCUACCUUUAAGAAGGUCGCGGAGAGAAACCAGGCAUACUAUGCAAAGUACUCUGAAGACGUCGAGAAUGUCCAUCAGGUGGCCCGGUUCAUCCAGGAGAAGAAGAAAGUCUCCCUCCCGGGUGGUGGCCUCCUUACCGUCCCGAGACUGCUCACCCUAGGAAUCGCCUUCGGUGGCCACGGUGGGCUUGACUCUGUUCACAGCAUCAUUUUCAAGCUGAAGACGGACCUCGACAACUUUGGCUUUUUUACCCGUUCAACCCUUGCAGACGUCGAGAAUGCCACCGGAUUCGAUAACAAUAUCAUCUACGCCAUUUUGCACGAACACAUCUACUGCGAGAAGCCGGGAUGGGCCUCCAACUGGGCGGCCUACAGGGUCGGCAAGUCUUUGGAGCAGUUCUCCUGGCUUGCGAAUGAACCUACGAUUUCCGAAAUCACGGCCCCUCCUCUUUACUUCUCUGGAGAGAUGAUUUUCCCUCUACACUUCGAGACAUACCCAGAGCUGAUCGAACUCCGCGAGGUGGCGGAGAUUCUUGCUCAGUUUGACGGUUGGCCGGAGGAUCUGUAUGAUCACGACCAGCUCAGCAAGAAUGAAGUCCCCGUAUACGCAGCUAGCUACAUUGACGACAUGUACGUCGACUCUCAGUUCGCCAGAGAAACAGCUGCCCUAGUCAAGGGUACCAAAGUGUACGAGACGAACCAGCUGUAUCACUCAGCACUGCGUUCCAGGACGGAAGACGUGAUGAGAGAGCUCUUCAAGCUGAGGGAUAACCCCAUUGACUAG
Colletotrichum karsti is the source of this 1413-nucleotide messenger RNA. RefSeq names its product proline iminopeptidase. Gene Ontology annotation, biological process: proteolysis. The record is from RefSeq and is a predicted model, not a curated record. Gene Ontology annotation, molecular function: peptidase activity. Bases 1 to 1413 code for a protein of 470 amino acids. Lineage: Eukaryota; Fungi; Ascomycota; Sordariomycetes; Glomerellales; Glomerellaceae. The transcript has 2 exons.